CAGUCGUCCCAGAGGCCAGAACUUCUAACAGAAUGCUGCUGUGGGUCCUACUCAGUGUGUGCUGCCUGGUUGCAGCUCAGCAGCGCAGCUCGUCUUACUCUGGAGAAUAUGGCGGCGGUGGCGGCAAGAGGUUCUCCCACUCAGGGAACCAGCUGAACGGGCCACUCACAGCUAUUCGCAUACGGGUGAACCGCAACUACAUUGUGGGGCUACAGGCGCGCUAUGGCACGGCAUGGAGUGACUAUAAAGGGGGCAGCCUGGGAGAUUUAGAGGAAGUUUUCUUGCACCCCGGGGAGCACAUAAUCCAGGUCUCGGGCAAGUAUUCCGUCUACAUGCGCCAGCUGGUGUUUGUCACAAACAAGGGUCGCUACUUCAGGUUUGGGAAGGACUACGGAACCAGUUUCAACGCGGCGCCCCUCUUCCCCAACACCGUGCUGCGCUUCUUCAGCGGGAGCUCCGGGUCCGUCAUCGACGCCAUUGGCUUCCACUGGGACUACUCCUCCAGCGGCUGCACCCACUGCAACAAGUGAUCCCGCCGAGCCCACCCCCUGCCUGCAGGACUGGCAUUCCCUGUGUAAUUCAUUUAUAUAUGAUUAUAUAUUCCCUGCGCUUCUGUCAGCGCCCCCUGCUGUACAUCACACACAUUGCAGAGUCUCCCCUGAGAUACAUUCCUGCCCCCCAGCAUCCGCCUCCGAUUGCCUUAUCCUGCAUCUCAAUGUAACUCACCCAAAUGCUUGCAAUUAAAUCUUUAUCCCGAG
Messenger RNA from Xenopus tropicalis (tropical clawed frog), 758 nucleotides. RefSeq names its product zymogen granule membrane protein 16 gene 2 (gene zg16.2). Lineage: Eukaryota; Metazoa; Chordata; Amphibia; Anura; Pipidae. Gene Ontology annotation, molecular function: carbohydrate binding. The record is from RefSeq and is a predicted model, not a curated record. The transcript has 4 exons. Bases 33 to 530 code for a protein of 165 amino acids.